CAUGACUGUCCGUCACACUUCAUGACCUCCGAGCUAGUCAGCUAGUGGCUGGUUGAACCACAGAACCAUCAAGUUGAGGUUGAGAAUCGGAGGCUCGUAGGCUUUGGGUGAUACAUCUAUAUAGGAGAUUGUAGGAGACACUUCCUCACAACGACGCCGCACCGUGUCGCUGACCGCUUUUUGGUCCAGCUGCAGUCCCCGGAUCGACCAGCAAUGGGGUCAAUUUUGUCGCUUUUCCUCGGAAGGCAGCUGCCAGCUCCAGAGCCCGAGGCUGCCACUACGGAGCAAGCCGCAACACAGCCCGCUGAAAAUGUUGAGGCAUCUGCCUCUGCCUUGCGGGAGAACAUUAAGACGAAAGGUGAAAAUGCGUACUACUAUGCGCACAAUCGGCAAUUCGAAGUCCCAGCAGAUGCCAAGGUGAUUUCUGGUCCCGGGCUGGUGACGGGCGGUCCACCGGUGAAGUUGGACAUCGAGGCCAAUGGCCCGAUCUCCGAGAAACGGGUGGAGCCCAUCCGCAGCUUCUCCUGGACCGACGACGGUGCCAAAGUGAAGAUCUACUUGCAACUUCCCGAAGGAACUCUGCAAGAUGCUCAAGUGUCGUGUGACUUUCAAGUCCAAGGCUUUCAUCUACAGGUGGCGUCUGCCUCUGCCACGUACACCUGCAAGAUGGACCGGUUGUAUGCCGAGAUCGUGCCCGAACCACAGAACCCCGUCGCUCCGAGCCUUUUUCUCCAAUCCCGUGAUGCCCAAGAAGCUACUAGCUCGUAGCUUCUUGUUACUAGUAGCUUCUUGCCCUUGUGACUAGUCACUUCUUGCUACCCCUGAAGGUUGAGGUUUUGACCCAUCAUGUCCGGAAAGCAUAUUCUUGUGAUGGACCUGGCCCUUGGAUAGAUGGAUCUGCCAGCCAUUUGAUCAGGCCGCUAUGACACGCGGUCGGUGUAGGAUGAGCCAAAGUCGGUGAAACUGCUCUUGAGCGUUCAGCGUUCCUCAUGAGAAAAAACCCAUCUCGCCCACCCACCAGCAGCGUUCUUUUUCAUUAAUCAUUCUUUUUUGGGGGACCAACUCUUGGCCACCCAAACUUCAACUCCUCUGCCAAAAAAACCUGCGCUCCAGCUGGGGAGGCCGGAGGCCUGCACGCACCGCUCCAACCUGGAGAAGUCCAAGGUGACAGUGACGGUGAAGAAGAAGAAGGAUCAGACAUGGUAUGAGUUGAAGAAGAACUGACACUUCACGGGUUAGGAGGAUCAGCGGAUCGACUAGCUGGCGCCAAGUCGCGAGCGGCCCGUAGCGGCAUCGCUCUCGGCCAUGGCUCGACCGGUCCAUGUGAUGCUGCAAGUGGUGCGCAAA
Durusdinium trenchii is the source of this 1347-nucleotide messenger RNA. Lineage: Eukaryota; Dinophyceae; Suessiales; Symbiodiniaceae. The record is from the annotation of a GenBank genome assembly.